Molecule: messenger RNA, 379 nt
Organism: Paraglomus brasilianum
Lineage: Eukaryota; Fungi; Glomeromycota; Glomeromycetes; Paraglomerales; Paraglomeraceae
Source: the annotation of a GenBank genome assembly
CAAAAGAACAGGUGAUCUCCGGAAAUUAGAAUAUUGCUCUAAAGUGAUACUCACAAUUCUGUACUUUACGUUACCAUCUGCCGCCAAAGCUGACAUCAUGGAUAUCGAAACUUAUAGUCUUCAGUCAAAUGGAUUCCAUCUUAAAAUCUCUGCAUCAAAGUAUCUGUUUGAAGAUACUAUUAUUACUAUGGAUUUGCAACAUGUAGAAGUCCCAAGGACUGUUGAGGGAUUUUCGAAGCUAGUGGUAGGUGCAAAAACAAUUCUUUCUUGGAAGGCGCGGACUAGGAAGAAUACAGUAACUUUUUAUAAAGCAUUGAAGAAAGGUCAUCAACGCCUGACAAAUGGUGUCUUUUUUUCACCAAUCAAAAUGUCUGUAUAA